AUGCGAGUGACGUCGAGACGGCUUCGAGACCGAGCGCGAUUUGAGCGACGGGGCGGGGCGAACGAGACGACGGCGCGCGCGAGCGCGGGACGACACUCUCUCUCGCGCGCGGUGCGGCCGACGGCGCUGAACGCGGAGGGUGAAGAGAGGGUAAAGGAGGAGGACAGCGGAGUUUCGGCUCGGCUUUUACUAAUGUGCGUCCCGGCGUUGUGGGCGACGUACGCGCCGUCGCUGAAGUACGUGUUCACUUCCGACGUUCCGCCUGGACCUGAAGCACUCUCGUUCGUUCGCAUGGCGUUGACGCAAUUGCCAUUCAUCCCGGCGCUGCUGUCGACUCUGGGGCGCUCGGCGUCGUCGUCGACGGAGGAGAGAACCGACGCAAAACGCAGCAUUCGCGCCGCAGUCGAACUCGGGGCGUACAACGCCGUCGCGACCGCGUUUCAGGCGUGGGGUCUGGAACAUACGACGUCGACACAUAGUGGUUUCAUCAUGGGCAGCGUCAGCGUCCUCGUUCCGGCGUUCAGCGUGUUGUCUGGAGACGCGGUUAGGCGCGAAACUUGGUUAGCGUGCGCGACGACGUUCAUAGGCGUCGCCAUCAUCGGAUUGGACUCUGUUCAGUCGGAUUCGAGUCUCGGGUCAAUUUCCGAGCGCACGUUGAGCGGCGACGUCGCCGUGUUCGUCUCGGCGAUGUGCUAUGCCGCGAUGACGCUUCGCGCCAGUACGUACGCGCGUGAGUUUUCGGCGAAUGAUUUGAUGGGCAUGAAGACAUUCGUAGUUCUCAUAUUCAUGACGGCUUGGUACGCUCGAGCGUUUGAUAGCGCUGGAGGCGCUGUGGACGACGCGUCGUUUGCGUUUUUGGCGUCACCCAUGGUUCGCGCGGCUGUGCUGUAUAGCGCGUUCGCACCUGGCGCGUUGGCGAGUUACAUACAACUCAAGGGUCAAGGACGCGUGUCCGCCCCGGAAGCGCAGCUCGUGUACGCGGCAACACCCGUGUUUAAUGCCGUGGUAUCUACACUGGCGCUCGGUGAAACGAUGACGACGAACACGCUCAUCGGCGGCGGUAUCAUUCUCGCCGCAAGUGUGUCGAGUUUCGCGCUACCACCGCGCAACGACGCGUAG
This is a messenger RNA of Ostreococcus tauri, 1119 nucleotides long. Its product is annotated as Drug/metabolite transporter. The transcript has a single exon. The coding region runs from base 1 to 1119 and encodes 372 amino acids. The record is from RefSeq and is a predicted model, not a curated record. NCBI's taxonomy places the organism in Eukaryota, Viridiplantae, Chlorophyta, Mamiellophyceae, Mamiellales, Bathycoccaceae. Gene Ontology annotation, cellular component: membrane.